Messenger RNA from Rotaria sp. Silwood1, 3381 nucleotides. Lineage: Eukaryota; Metazoa; Rotifera; Eurotatoria; Philodinida; Philodinidae. The record is from the annotation of a GenBank genome assembly.
AUGGUUGAAUCAUCUGCUUCUUCGUCAAGUCUAGUUUCAGUUAAUUCACCAUCAACAUUUCCUUUUUUUAAAUGUACUUUUUUGGAUAAAGAUACAGAUCUGAAUGAAAUACCAAUAUGGAAUAAUGAUUUUGCAAUAUUACUUUCAUAUUGGCUUCAACAAAGAGCUAAUCAUGAUGAUAUUUUUGGAAGUUUUCGUUGGGCAAAUGCAAAUACAAAUAGUUUAGGUGAAGUUGAUCUUAUAACUGAUGCUGAGCAUAUAAAAAAAUUACUUAAAGUAUCAUUUAAUAAACAUAGUCAAAUAUCAAUGAUUGUACAUCGUUUAGGUCGAACUAUACUUCUUGAUGAAUUUGAUGUACAUUCACAUUUAUUACGUCUUGAAAAAAAUGAAUGGACAUGGUUUCGAGAUUUUUUUCUUGAUAAUAUUCUACGUAAUAUAUCUGUUAAACAUAUUUAUAAAAAAAAUAAAACACGUGAUGAACUUAUACGAAAAGAUCGUUUAGUUAAAUUUUUAUGUCAAAGUGUUGAAUUACCUCAUUUAACACGUUUAAAUUCAACAAAUAAUGAUGAAUGUCAAACAUCAACAAAUGAAAUAACUGCUGAAAAACUUCUUCAACAAAUAAAAGAACUUGUUAAUGCAAAUAAUUAUAUUGAUGAUGAUCAUAAUCAUACAAAUUUAACUUCAUCACCAUUUCAACGAACAGUUAAUUGGACAUUUGAAAAUAUGAAAAUGUUAAUUGGUUCAGAUUUACCAAUUUUUGGUGAUGAACAACAUCCAGCUGUUAGUUUACGUUUAAGAGAUAUGAAUAAACCUAUUAAUGUUUUAACUGGUAUUGAUUGUUGGCUUGAUAAUUUAAUGUGUAAUGUUCCUGAAUUAGCUAUGUGUUAUCAUGUUGAUGGUAUUGUACAAUCUUAUGAAAUAGUUAAAACUGAAGAAUUACCAUAUCGUGAAGGUUGUGAAUUUCCACCGGAUAUUAUACGUGAUUUAGCUACAAAUCUUCUUUCAUUUCUUAAAGCAAAUGCAACUAAAGAAGGACAUACAUAUUGGUUAUUUAAAGGUCCUGAUGAUGAUAUUGUUAAAUUAUAUGAUUUAACAAGUUUAUGUGAUACAAAUCGUGAUGAUAAUCCAUAUACAUUACCAGUUGCUACUUUAUUCUAUAAAAUGGCUCAUAAUAUGGUAUCAAAAUCUGAUCAUGAAACACGUUCAAAAGAAUCUGGUACAAUACGUACAUUACUUAAACAUUGUUUAGAUAUGCUUAAUCCAGAAAAAUUUCCUGAAUAUCAUUGUGCUGCUGCAUAUAUGAUGUCUGAUCUUUAUAUUGAUGAUAAUGUUAGUGAACAAAGUUGGACAUCAGAUGGAAGUGAUAUACAAGAUCCAGAUUCAUUAAAUGAUGAUUUACCAUUUGAACAAGAUAAUGAUUCACAUUCAUAUACUUGUGUUGAUAUUAAAACACUUACACAACCUCAACAACAUCGUUUUCGAAAACAUCCUGAUGUUGAACGUUUAGCACCAAUUCAUGGAAAUUUAGAUAAACGUGCAACAGAAGCUUUAAAAUACUUAGUUGAAGCUCUUCGAAGUAAUACAAUACAUCGUCGAGUUCAAGCAACUACUAAUUCUGAUCAAACAAAUGAACAAGAUAAAUCAUCAUCAACAACAACAAUUAAUAAUGAAAAAUCAAAAGUUAUUGUUCCAUUACCUUAUCAAGGAACACGACAUUCAUCAAAAAUUUUAAUUGAUAAUAAAAAUCAUUUAACAAAUGAUAAACGUUUAAAAUCAAUUAUUUUACAUAAAGCAGCUGCUGCUUAUUUUUGUCUUGUUGAUCGUAAUGAAAAAGAAAAAAAUUAUGGUUCUUGUUUACGUUAUCUUCGAUUAGCACUUAAUUGUUAUAGUGCAGAAUUAAAACUUCAAUCUAUGGAUCAUAAUAAUAGUAGUACAGAAUGUAAAAAAUUAUUAUCAUAUAUAAUGAGUAUUGCUGGUGAUUGUCGAUUAAUGAUUGCACAUGUAACAUCAACAGAAGAAGAAGAAAAACAUCGUGAACAAUAUUAUAUAAUGAAUGAUGUUGAUCUUGAAAUUCAAAAAGUUAUUGAUGAAGUUGGCAUUAAUGCUAAUUCUUCAGAAUUUGCAUGGGUUUCAGAAUUUACAACAAAUAUUGAUCGUAAUCUAUUUGCUAGUGUACAUGCUUAUGAAUAUGCAAUAAAUAUAGUACGAAAUCUUGGUGAUCAUGAAAAAAAACGUUUACAUUUAUUAACAAAACGUUUUGGAAAUGUUAGAAAUGAAAUGGGUGUUUAUUGGAUGAAUAAAUGUGCAGAAGCUGUUAAAAAUUUAGAUCAAGAAGCAGCAAAAGAAAUAAAAGAUCAAUUUCGAAAAAGUUUUGAAAGUUUUGAUGCUGGUAUUCAAGCAUUUGAAAAAAUAAAUGAUAUAUCAAAUAUUGCAUUAUUACAUUCAAAUCUUGGACGUUUAAUGAGAUAUUAUGCACAAUUUUAUGUACCUAUUGUAAAUGGUAUUCGACAAGAAUUUUCUCAACAAGAACGACAAAGUUAUCAAAAAGCAUUUGAUUAUUAUCUUCGAGGUUUAAAAUUAGUUGAAAAUCGUAUUGAUUUACAUGAAGUUUAUCGUACAUUAUCAUGGGAAUUAUCAAAUACUUAUUUUACAAUGGCAACAUCACUUCAAGAUUAUGCACCAUUAAGUACAAUGUCACAAGAUGAUAUUGAAAAAGAAAUUAUUGAUUGUAUGACACGUGCAUUAAAAUAUCUUGAUGUUGAACUUAAUACUUCAUCAUCAGAUCGAUAUUCUCUUGCUAAAUAUCGAGCUGCUACAAUUCAUCAUCGUUUAGCUUCAUUAUUACAUAAUACUUUUCGUGCUCAAAAUAAUGUAACUCGUCGAAAACGUUUACGUGCAUUAGCAUCAUUACAUUAUCAAAAAGCUUUAGAAUUAUUUUCACCAAAUGAUAAUCCACUUGAAUAUUUACGUCUUUUAAUUGAAGAAGUUGCUUUAACAGAUUUCGAACUUCAAAAUGCAACAGAUAAUCCAUCACGUUUAAAAUAUUCUCAACAAGGUUUACGUGCAUCAUUUCAAUGUCAAGAAUGUGUAGGUAUUAUUGAACAACAUCGAACAAGUUCAGAUCCUGAUGAUUAUAAUGAAACAUUUUCACAAGAAGCACAACGUCUUUUAUCAAUAUUAAAUGGACGUAUACAAACAUUUCUUAAAGAAAUGGUUAAAAUAUAUAAAAUAACAAAUAAUAAAAAAGUCAUAUAUGAAGAUUAUAAAGAAAUGUAUAGUAUAUCAUUACGAAUAAAUGAAACAUCAAUAACAUUUUCAAAAGAUUUAUAUGAUGCAAUUGAACGUUUAAAAAAGAUUUAUGAAAAAAAUAAUAGUGAUUAA